This is a messenger RNA of Penicillium verhagenii, 345 nucleotides long. Its product is annotated as GNAT family N-acetyltransferase. NCBI's taxonomy places the organism in Eukaryota, Fungi, Ascomycota, Eurotiomycetes, Eurotiales, Aspergillaceae. The transcript has a single exon. Bases 1 to 345 code for a protein of 114 amino acids. The record is from RefSeq and is a predicted model, not a curated record.
AUGGAGGCAUUCUCUGUAGCAACGAAAGCGGCAGCAGAAAAAUACUUCAAUAAUGUUUAUGGCGAUCGCCAGGUCCGUCUUUGGAUUCUUGGCACUCGUCCCGACUACCAACGACUUGGCCUCGGGACCAAACAGUGUCAGUGGGGACUAAACUAUGCGCGAGCUCACACGGUACCGGUUACCGUUUUGAGUAGCCCCAUGGGCGGUGCAUUGUACAAAAGCCUUGGCUUCCGUGUGAUGGCGUAUAUCACCGUUCAAGCCGAAGGGGAAGAGGAGAAACUUACCAUCGGGGUAAUGGUUCGUGACAGUGAACAAGACGGUGUGGAUAUUCAUCCGGCGUCUUGA